This is a messenger RNA of Capronia coronata CBS 617.96, 1158 nucleotides long. RefSeq lists its product as uncharacterized. The transcript has 5 exons. NCBI's taxonomy places the organism in Eukaryota, Fungi, Ascomycota, Eurotiomycetes, Chaetothyriales, Herpotrichiellaceae. The record is from RefSeq and is a predicted model, not a curated record. Bases 1 to 1158 code for a protein of 385 amino acids.
AUGGCAGAGAACGCUGAGGUGACCCAAUCACCCUCCCCGUCAAACGAUAAUUCGGCUCCGGCGGACCAUCCUUCUUCCACCACGGCGCAUGCGCAGGCAGCCCACCACCACGGCCACGAGGGCACCUUUGUGCGACCGUCAGACUUGCUUCGCCCCAAGACAACAUCUCGACCGAGUGCGCCUACGCAACCCGAUCGACCCAUAGACCGAGAUCAAAGAGCUGGCCUGAAGGCGAUCCGAGACUUUCUGCGAAUCCGCAACUGCUACGAUGUAUUACCCUUGAGCUUCAGACUCAUUGAGCUGGACGUUGGGCUCACGGUCAAAGAGAGUUUGAAUAUUAUGGUACAAUGUGGGAUCGUUUCUGCCCCGUUAUGGGAUUCCUCCACCUCCACCUACGCCGGCCUGCUCACGGUCAACGACUACUUGAACGUCGUGCGAUAUUACAACCUGCAUGCCGACAAGCUCAAAGACGUGGACAAGUUACUUCUCAGCGACUUGAAAGAUGUCGAGAAGUUCCUGGAUGUCAAGCCUCCCGAGACAGUCUCGGCUUCUCCAGAAGCAAUUCUAUUCGACGCUCUACGCAAACAACUCAUCUCUCGUGCUCGCCGAAUACCGCUGGUCUCAUAUGACAGCGACACCCAGCGCACAAUGGUAACCAGUGUCAUCACGCAAUACAGAAUCCUCAAGUUCAUCGCAAUGAACGUGAAGGAGACCGACAUGCUGAGGAAAUCUCUCGCGAUGAUCAAACUCGGAACAUACGGGAACAUCGUCCGUUGUACACUGGACACAACAGUCUUGGAUGUAAUAGACGAAAUGGUCAUGAAGAAUAUAUCGAGCGUUCCCGUUGUCACGACCGAAGGCAUCCUCCUGAACGUUUUCGAAGCAGUCGAUGUGAUUGAGAUUCUCAAGACCGGAGACUAUGGCAACCUUACAUGGACCAUCGGUAGGGCGCUCUCGGCGCGUUCGCCCAAUCACCCCGGAAUAUAUUGCUGCUCGUUAGACGACGGUCUGGACACUAUCUUCGAAACGAUCAAACGAUCCCGAGUCCAUCGAUUGAUGAUCGUGGAUGACAACAAUUACCUUAAGGGCGUUUUGUCACUCAGCGACAUUCUGCAUUACCUGCUGGUGGAAGGACAGGAGGAAACGGAUCAGACUUGA